AUGACUAACGAUGGCCUAGGUUGCAACAUCGAUGGCUGGGAUUUGGCAUGCGAGGCACGCAGCUCACGCACAACGCCUGACGAUGAGCUUGGUGGCGCGACCGCUGCUGGUGGCGGUGGCGUGCAACAAUACAUGGCGCAUUCUUUCAACAGCGACAGCGACAACGACAACGACAGCGACAGCGACAGCGAUAAAACUCGUAGCGACUGCGACGCCAACGCUGACGACGACGCUGACGCUGGCGACGCGCAGCAACAAAAUGAAAAUGAAUCAAGUGUGUUAGCAACAACAACAACAACAACAACAACAAGAACUUGCCACAAUACUGUGGCACGCACUGAGGCCAAGCAAAAGCAAAAAGAGGAGCAGCCAAAGCAGCAGCAGCAGCAGGAGGAGGAGAACGAAUCGCAGCCAUUGUCAUUGCCAUAUUUAAAUUUAAUCGAAGCGACUGCAGAAACUCGAGCAACGUCUGCAUUGAAUAUUAAUAAUAAUAAUAAUGUUGUUAAUGUUGCUGGCGUUCUGCUGCCAGAACAGAGUCAGUUGCAAGUUGGCGUCGUCGUUGUUGUUGCUGCUGAUUACGUGAAAAGUGUAGCAGACAACAAAGCGACAGAGCAACAACAAUUGCAAGCAACAACAACGAGUGAGGACGUCGACGAGAGGCCAACGCAUGCUGAUCGCAGUGCAACGAGUAACGAGUCAGCAACAAGCUGCAACGAUUGCGAUCUUAUUGAUUUUGAUACCGACAUCGAUGUCGUUGUCGAAAAUGAAUUUGAGGCCAGCCAGCGCCUGAAACGCUUACAGCAUAAUUUUCAGGGACGCGUUAACAGCAACAGCAACAGCAGCAGCAGUAGCAACAAUAACAGCUGUAGCCAAGUUGAUUGUGUAAAGGCAUCCUUGAGACAAUUACUAGAGCAACAACAACAGCAACUACUAAAUGCCUGCACUGUAACAGAAACAGCAACAGCAACAGAAACAGAGCAACCCACAACAAAGAAACAACCCUCGCUAGUGACUAGUGCUGAGGAGCUGCCCCAACCCCAGACGCAGACCCAGACCCAGACCCAAGCUCAGCCAAUUGUUGUUGCUGCUACUACGACGACUACUACUACGACUACUACUGCUGGUGGCAGCUUGGAGGACAUUGCAAGUGGCAGCAACUGGCAGCAGUUGGCCGUGGCAAGCAGCUCAAGUGCAAUUCAAUUAAAUGCAAAUUGUAGACAAGACAACGAAAUAACUUUGGCAAACAAUUGCAAAGAGUUAGCAACAGCAGCAACAUUUACUACAGCAAUAUCAAGAGAGCAGCAGCAGCAGCAAUUGCUGAAUUCGCCAACGCGCCUGUGCGCUGAGAGUGCAAAAGCGAGAGCGCGUGAGAGCGUAAGCGAGAGAGCGCCAGAGAGUGGAAACUUAGGCGAGAGUCACAUUGAAACUGUCACAUUGACAGCUGACGACACUAGCGAGCAGUUGCUGAUUGAAAUUGAAACGCAGCAAUUAACAACAGCAGCAGCAGCAGCAGCAACUUUUGGUUUAAAAAGCGCCUUUGUGCCUGCAACUGUUGGUGGCGCUACAGAGCCAAGUCAGGCUGAUAGUUUUGUUGCCAGCAGUCUAAGUGAAUUUGAUGUGCAGCGCUUUGGCGAAUAUCUAAGAGAAGCGCGCCAGCUACAGCUGCUGGACAUUAAGCAACAGCAGCAACAGCAGCAACAUCAGCAACAUCAACAGCAGCAGCAAUCGAGACGUGUUGGUGGCUUUCAGUGCUACGACGAGUUACUCGCUGAGUUUGUUAGCGAGCAGCAGCAGCAGCAGCAGGCGGAAGACAACGAGAGUGAAUGCAGCGAAUUUAGCGAGUGUCAAUGCCAUGAGUGCCUAAUUAUUGCAGCACAACAGCAACAGCAACAGCAACAACAACAGCAACCACAACAGCAGCAGCAGCAGCAGCAGUUUAAACGCAACUUUGCAUUAAUACCACCCACCCAAAUUAAUCCCCUAACAACGAACGUCAUGCGUGAAGUCAAUGGACAAUUGCGUGGUCUGCUCAAGAAGCCGAACCGACCGCCGCCCGCCCGCAAGAAUCGCGUCGUCUUUGAUGAGACGCGCAACGAGUUCUUCGAAGCGGAUUAUAUCAUCCUCAUACGCGAGGACUGCGCCUACGACGAGGAGGACGAGGAGCCCUGCACCUGUGGCGAGCACGAGCUCGUCCGACUCUGCUGCGAGGAGGGCUGCCAAUGCAACUAUGCGGUGAAUGCCAGCGACCCAAGCGCCGAUGGACGAACGCCACAGAGCCCCAAAUUCCAGCCGCCAAUUGACUUUGUGGACGAUGCGGCGCUGAGUCCGCCCGAUGGCUACAAGGACAACAGCCUCAAGAACACGCUGGGCGGAGCGCUCAGUGGCCACAUCUUUGGGGCACAGCAUCUGCAGCAGUUGCAGGUCAUACAGCGACUGCAGCAGCAGCGAGCUGCGAUGCUGGCGGCUCGCAAUGGCAACAGUCAAAUUCCACCACCGCCGCCGCCCAUUGGCAGCAGCGCCCAGCAGCAGCAGCAACAGCAGCAUCAGCAACAGCAGCAGCAGCAGCAUCAACAACAUCCCGACGAGGAUAUGCAGGGAGUCUGCACCGAGUGCGCCGAGUGUGCCGAAUGUGCAGCCAAGCAGCUACAGGAUGCGGAAUGCAACGCUGCCCAGUGUGCUGAGGAGUUGACACCGUUGGGUGUGCCCGCUGUGGCGUUGCUGCCACUUCACACCAGCUCCCCGGAACGUCGCAUUACCCAGAAGGAAAUCAUUGCCGGCGAGGAGCGUCCCAAAUAUGUGCUCACAUCGCAAUACAAAGCCGCUCCCGGAGCAGUGAAAGUUAGAAAGGACACAAGCAGUAGCAGUAGCAGGGAACGGCACAGAACGGGCAACAGCAUUGUCGCCACCCACGGUGGCCCGUUGACCGCCGUUGCCAACGCCGCCGCCGCCGCCGUCGCCGCCGGCAGUAGCAGUAGCAGCUCAGCCAAAAAAAAAAGAUUUGUUGUUGAAACUAUUACCACUAUGACCACAGUGACCGAGCGACGCAUAAUACGAGAGGCGCAUGACGAGCCCACUGGAGGAGGAGCCGUGGCAGGAGCCGGAGCAACUGCAGCGGAUAUGCAGCCACCAGCAUUGCCGGCCAAGGCGAAUGCAACAGCAGCAGCCGCUGCGGCCGCCGCCGUCGCCGCUGCCAACGCCGCAGCAGCAGUACCAAGUGCCGCUCAUGAGGAUUGCUACGAUGAUGAUGAUGAUGAUCAGGAUCAGGAGAAGCCGCCACCCAUACCGCCCAAGGAGCAGUCGGCCAUGCAGAUUAGCGGCAUACUCAAGGGCGGCAAGCUCUGGAAACAGGACUCCAUAUCGCAGCAAUCGGAUGACCAGAACAAUACCACCUCAGAGGAUGAAAGCGGCGCCACGAAGCAGCGCUCGGUGCGCUUUGUCACCGAGGAUCAGGCCAAUGCCUGCCUGGAUGGCGAUGGCGGAUCGCUUGCUGGUGAUUUGGACGACAGCGAGAACCAGAUCAACGAGCUCAUCCCGAUUAAGAAGCACUCGACGCUGUUCAACAAUGCGCUGCGUCCCAAUUCGGCAGUGCGCCAGCUCUUUCCCAGCGUCUCGGCCCAGCAGGCGCCAGUGCUCACCUCGGAGGCGCUGCGCGCCUUCGAUGAGUCCAAGCGCGCCGGCUGCCUGGUCACCCAUCUGCCGGGCAGCUGCGGCGGCGGCGACUCCGACACCUUGCGCCGCAGCAUGGAGCGCAACAUUCUGCGUCGCUCCCUCAUCAAAAAGAAGGCGGUCAAGUCGGACAUAUCGCUGGAGGAGCGCAUCAAGCAGCUGACCUGCGACAUUGACGAGGAUCUGGUGGAGGAGCUAACACGCAGCGUGGCCGAUCAGAGCGACCAGGACUCGGAUCAAGCUGGCGCCGGCUUGGAGGAGCUCGCCCAGCGCGAUAGUCCCGCUGGCGAGGAGAGCCAGCAGCCCAGCCAGAGCAAUGGCAAUGCCAAUGCCAAUGGGAGUGCCAAUCCCAAUGCCAAUGGCAAUGGCAAUGGCAAUGGCAAUGGCAACUUGGCCCAGCCCAAGUUUUUGAACGGCGAGAAGAGCUUCUCGCCCAGCAGCUCCGUCUCGAGCAGCUCCAGCGGCAGCUCGGCGUACAAAAAGAUUGCGGACAUUUUCAGUCGCGACAAGAAGCAGGAGAAGAUCAUGGAGCUGGAGGAGAAUCCAAUUGUCAUUAUACCCCAAGAGUGCCGCUGCCCAGCUGCACCCGAUCUCGGCAUGGGCAUCCAAGUGCCCGUGGUGCACACCCAGAUCCAUCGCACCCCACCGCGCCAAACAGAGCCCAAGCGCCAGUUUCUCUCCACGCUGGCGCCGCUCACCAGCUGCGUGGCCGGCAACAAGGACGACCUGAGCUCCUACUACACGCUGGCCGCCGCUGCUGCAGCUCAUCAGCAUGGCCAUGCCGCUCAUGCGGCGCAUGCUCACUACGCCGCCGCCGCAGCGGCUGCAGCGGAUUUCAAUAUGAGUCAACUGCUGGGCGCAGCAGCGGGCGGCGAUGCAGCGCAGCAGGCAGCGGCAGCAGCAGCGCUUCAGGGAUUGGCCGCAGGAGCCAGUGGCGGUGGCGUCGGCGGCGAUGAGGCGCGCAAGGUGGCGCCCGAUGUUAUUGCCGGCACGCCAGGCCAGGAGACCGCACAGCAGGAUGAGCUGGCGGCGUUUGCUCAGGCCGAGGCCAAGCGCACGGAGCUGCUCAAGAAGCGCUACACGGUGGCGGAGUCAGCGGCGCAGACGCAAUCCCAAGCCAGCAGCGACGAUGAUGAGCAGAACGAUUAUGGAUUCAACAAGCGUCCCUCGGUACGCGGCAUCAAGCCCAAGUUCAGCUCCACCAAUGAGAUACUCGCCCAAAUGCAGGAGCAGCUCACCCAGCAGAUACCCACAACGGUCAUCAGCAGUCAGCCCGUGCCGCAGGCGGUCAAAGGCUACGCCAUGCCCAAUCAGCCUAAGCAGCAGCAGCAGCACAGUCAGAAUCCCUCGCCCCAAAAUGUGCCACAGCAGCAACAGCAGCAGCAGCAGCAACAGCAACAGCAACAGCAGCAGCAGCAGCAGCAGCAGCAACAAGUGACGUUGCAACAACAAAUGGCGGCCGCGCUGCAGGCCAACACCAUUGCCCAGCAGAAGACGGAGCAGCGCACCUGGAGCUUCUACAGCGAGAGCGGCGAGCAGCAGCGCUUCCCAGUCGAUGCCGCCGCCGCCGCUGCCAUACAGCAGACCUACUACCAGACGCUGCCCGCCGGCGCCAUGUUCCGCCAGACCAUGAUCCAGCAGGGCACCACGGGCGCAGCUGGAGCCGGCUGCGUGGGCGAUGAUGCCGCCUCGCUGCUCUAUGCCGCCGCCCAGAACUGCCAGAGCGUCACCUCGACCUCCAUCGAGCAGAGCAAGCACAGCAGCUACAGCAGCCACUUUGCCCGCAGUCCCACUCGUCGUCCGGAGUCGCCGCCCCCGUUGCGCAACUAUCACCAGACCAUGGUACUGAUUCCAUACAAUGCCGAGACCUACUCCCAGUUUGCCACCAGCACCAGCGGCGGCGGCGGUGGCGGCGGUGGCGUCAUCGAUCCCAAGCUGGCCCACAUACAGCGGCAGAAUAUUCUCGAGUAUCAGCAGGUGACGCAGCAAACGAUACGCGUGCCCAUUGGGUAUGCGCUCCCUGGAAUGCAGUUGCAUGUGGUUAGUGGGCGUGGCCAUGCGGCACACUAUGGACAACAUUCGCAUGCAGUGGCACAGCAGCAGCAGCAACAGCAGCAGCAGCAACGAUUGAUGCCGCAGCAUUAUCAAUUUGGAGCAGAGGGCGGCUUGGCGGGCUUCAGUGAGCGAGGCGUGCCCGAGGGCGCUGCUGCGGUAUCGCAUAGCGAUUGCAAUGCCAUGAUCUCACCAACUGGCGCGCAACAGCAGCAGCAACAACAACAACAACAGCAGCAGCAGCAGAUGCAACAACAGCAACAGCAGCAGCAGCAGCAACAGUUGGGCGCCACCGCUCAGGGCUCCGUUUAUUAUGCGAUGAAUGUAUGACCCGGGCUGGAAUAGUCACUGCCAGCGGCGGUCAUUGUUGAGCGCCGCCAGUGUCAACGCGUCGAAUUGUCAGCGACCUCAGUGCAUUUGACUGGAGCCGGCGGUGGGGCGGGUCUGGGCGGUUGCGGCAGAUGAGCGCGCAACGGCCUGCAGACCGCCAAGCGCCUCGGACUACUUGGAUUGGCUGCUGGCUUCAGGCUUAACUAUGUUGCUCCCAAAACUAUAAAUAGCAAUGCCUAUCAUGAGUUCUAGUUCCAUCUCUCUCUAUCUCUCUCUCUCUGCAUAUUUAAAUGCUAAUCGUUGAGUUCUAAUUCGCGUUGAUUCUAGCGAGCGUUGCUUAUGCUCAAAACGUUUUUUUAGUUACAACCCCCCACCCCCCUCUUGGCCCACCCAUACACGUUCGCUUAGCAAUUUGAGUGGCGUGUUAACCAACACUGUUUGUUUGUCUGUCUGUUUGUGUUCGUGUGCGUGUCUAAUUGUAUUGUAAGCACUCUAAAUAUUCAAAGCAAACUCACUCGCAAAUCCAAAACUCCAAUUGAUGUUUAUCGAAUUAUCGAAACGUAUCGAUUUUACGUUUAGCUCCUAAGUUUGUAGCAAAGAAAUCGAAAUGCAAACCAAACUUAAUACAUAUGAAUUUAAUUAUUAAAUGCUGGGUGCUACAACAACAACAACAACUAAAGCAAGUUAGCAACAAUUUGUUGGCACUUGUCUAGCAAUCUAAAUAUGAAACACACACAAAACAUUUGCUACCAAAAAAUAGUAUAUAUAGUACAUAUAUAAACUUUAAG
Molecule: messenger RNA, 6836 nt
Organism: Drosophila busckii
Lineage: Eukaryota; Metazoa; Arthropoda; Insecta; Diptera; Drosophilidae
Exons: 9
Coding region: 1-6048 (2015 amino acids)
Source: RefSeq, a predicted model, not a curated record